AGCACACUCGUUAUUCACUCGCUCUACUUUCCCCUGAAGCUCUUGCUCUUGCCCUCAACCGAUUUUGCUGACGCCCGUGAACGUUUAGCAACCCUUUUCGUCAAACCUCUCUCCGCAUCCGCCGCAGGCGACCAGUUUUACCACCUCCAGCAGGGCCCCCAACAGUCGGCAGACGACUUCGCCCAUGAACUUGAGCGUUUGGCCUCCCGGGCCUAUGCAUCCGCAUCACCCGAUGAGCACGACGAAAUUAUACUCGACCGUUUCAUCGUUGGUUUGAACGACCGCACUCUCAAACACUAUCUGGCUCUCAGUCGUCCGAAGGAUCUCCGUUCUGCUUUCGUUCAAUGCGAU
Molecule: messenger RNA, 351 nt
Organism: Dibothriocephalus latus
Lineage: Eukaryota; Metazoa; Platyhelminthes; Cestoda; Diphyllobothriidea; Diphyllobothriidae
Source: the annotation of a GenBank genome assembly